UAUUCCAGAAGAGAUUAUCGCACCUGGCUCGGCACAUUAACCACUAUACAAAUAAAUAACAUCAAAUUUCCGAUGUGGAUGUGGAAAACAAAUAAAUUCUCAAUUUAAAUACAAUAUACGCAAGCGAACUUCCAAGGCCCCCAGUACUUCGGCUGCUGCAUCAUCCAUGGCGGCUAGUCUUUCCAUUAGCCUAUUCAAUUCGGCUGGAAACACUGAGGAUAUCACCAUCGAUGAUAGUCAAAUAAAAAUAGAGAGUGACAGCUCAACAAUGGACACAGAUAGUUUUCCAACAUUUUCGGCGGAGAAUAGCCAGAGUGGUGAGGCCAUCAAUUUACGUUCCACCACCAGUGUGGAACCGCAACAACAAUCAUCGGCCAGCGGCAGCAGCACCACCAGCAGCAGCAAUGUUGUCAACAACACCGCCCUCAUUGCCCUCCAACAGCUGGCCUCCAUAUCGUCCACACACAGUAUUGAACGUUUGCUACCCCAACUGCCCAAGGAUCUGUUGGCCCACAACGAGACGUUAGUAUAUGCCGGACGUGCAGGUAAACGUUUGCCGCGUCAAAGUUCCAAGCGCCUGUCACAGUUCGAAACGAAUCGAUGUCCCCUCUGUUCGAGGGUCUAUCGUUCGCAGGCCUUCCUUAACGAACACAUGCGCAAGGAACAUUCGGUUUUAAUUUAAAAAGAAAAAAACAUUUGAGCCUUAACCCCUUUUUUAUAUAUCUCGAUGAGGUAUAUAAGGAAUUAUUUCCAAAAAAAAAAAAAA
This is a messenger RNA of Musca domestica (house fly), 766 nucleotides long. RefSeq lists its product as uncharacterized. NCBI's taxonomy places the organism in Eukaryota, Metazoa, Arthropoda, Insecta, Diptera, Muscidae. Bases 167 to 682 code for a protein of 171 amino acids. The record is from RefSeq and is a predicted model, not a curated record. The transcript is spliced from 2 exons.